CAAAUGAUACCAAAACAACCCUGCCCUGUUCAAUGACGACGCCCUCAAUCAUUUACUUAUCCUCACAAUUAUUUAUUGUUCUACAUACUUGGAUAUAUCACUUCCUCCAUCCCAAUUCACGAAUUUUUUAUUACAAAAAUUUCAUAUACAGACAAAUAUUUUCACAUAAAUGAGACGAAAAAAAACCUAUCAUUAUAAACAAAGAUCAAGAAAAUUGGAAAUGGACAAUCAAAGCAGCAGCAGAUGGAGAAAAUUUAUACUUGUACUCAACUGUAUCACUCUGGGCAUAGGCUACUGUGGUGGCCCUUUAAUCUCACGCCUCUAUUUCCUCCACGGUGGCCAAAGAAUUUGGCUUUCUAGUUGGCUAGCAUGCAUUGGAUGGCCAAUUAUUCUCAUUGUUCUAAUCAUUGCUUAUUUUUUCCGUCUAAAAAUUCAGGGACCUGAUACCAACUUUAUUUUCAUAACUCGUCAGGAGUUCACAUCAUCAGCGGCAUUAGGCAUUCUUGUUGGCUUAGCCGGUUAUCUUUACGCAUGGGGACCCGCGAAACUCCCCGUUUCGACUUCAACCGUUAUUUAUGCAGCACAGCUCGGAUUCACCGUGGUAUUUGCUUUUCUUAUAGUGAAGCAGAAAUUGACGGUGUAUUCGGUGAAUGCUGUUGUUUUACUGAUCGUUGGAGCGGGAACUUUAGCGCUUCGGGCAGAUAGUGAUCGACCAAAAGGAGAGUCAACUAAACAAUAUGUUUUGGGGUUUGUAAUGACUCUUUUGGCUGCUGCGUCAACAGGGCUUGCUCUGCCUCUACUUGAGUUGAUUUACAUGAAGGCUCAAAAAAAUAUAACUUACAUUAUGAUUUUGGAGAUUCAGAUGAUACUUAACAUUUUUGGUUCUGCUUUUUGCACUGUUGGAAUGAUUGUUAACAAGGAUUUUCAGGCAAUUUCAAGGGAAGCAAGCCGGUUUGAGGUAGGAAAAGCUAAAUAUUAUUUGGUGCUAGUAUGGAGUGCUAUUAUUUGGCAGUUUUCGACACUAGGAAUUGUUGGAGUAGUCCAAUAUGGUUCAUCAUUGCUGUGUGGAAUUUUAAUUGCCUUUUUACUUCCACUCACAGAAUUAUUAGGUGUACUUUUAUUUCAUGAAACAUUUCAAGUUACAAAGGGGCUUGCUAUAUUCCUCUCUCUUUGGGGAUUUGUUUCAUACUUAUAUGGUGAAAUGAAACAAAGCCACCAGAAGAAGAAGAAGAGAGAGGAGAAUCCAAUUUCCCAAACAGAAGUGGUUCAAACCUCACCUGUCUGAUGUCUUUGUAAUUAAAGCAUGUAUUUUUCUUUUGUAUAAUAUCAUGAAUAAUUUCUACUUUGA
Molecule: messenger RNA, 1348 nt
Organism: Solanum dulcamara
Lineage: Eukaryota; Viridiplantae; Streptophyta; Magnoliopsida; Solanales; Solanaceae
Product: purine permease 3-like
Exons: 2
Coding region: 170-1285 (371 amino acids)
Cellular component (GO): membrane
Molecular function (GO): purine nucleoside transmembrane transporter activity
Source: RefSeq, a predicted model, not a curated record